Messenger RNA from Adineta steineri, 1926 nucleotides. The record is from the annotation of a GenBank genome assembly. NCBI's taxonomy places the organism in Eukaryota, Metazoa, Rotifera, Eurotatoria, Adinetida, Adinetidae.
AUGGCAACCAGCAAAUCAAGUGACACAAAAAAAAUCGAGCAAACAUCUGGUCUCUCGACAAGUACAACUGUGAAUCGACAUAUGAACAUGCAAAGAAUGCAAAAUGUCCUGCUUAUUUGGUUGGACAACAAUAUUAAUGAAAAUAAGGCUGAUUGUAGUAAUACAAUCAAACAACUGAAACGUGUAGUUAACAACGUAAACACGUUUACAGAUGGCGACCAGUGUGUUGAAUUUCUUCAAACUAUUAACAACAACAAAGUAUGUAUGAUUGUCUCUGGUUCACUUGGGAAACAUAUUGUGCCUUGUGUGCAUGAUAUGUCCCAAGUUGACACCAUUUUUAUUUUUUGUAACAAUCAAGAAUGGCAUAAACAAUGGGCCAAACAAUGGCCUAAAAUAAAAGGAGUCUUCACAGAUAUGACAUUAAUCUGUGAUGCUCUCAAGCUAGUUGCUCACCAAUGUGAGCAAAAUGCCAUCUCAAUCAGCUUUGUGGCAUCUAACAAGAAAUUGGAUCAAUUAGAUCCAUCAUUUAUGUAUACUCAGAUCUUGAAAGAGAUCUUAUUAGCCACCAAAUUCGAAGACAAACAUUUCACAGAAUUUAUAACUUAUUGUCGUCAGUUAUGUGAAGGUGAUGAAAAUGAAUUAAAAAAUGUUAAUCAACUACAAACAACAUACAAAAACAACAUACCCAUAUGGUGGUAUACAUGGGAUGCAUUUUUAUAUCGUAUGCUCAAUCAAGCAUUAAGAUCAAUGGACGUUGAUAUUAUUAUUCGAAUGGGUUUCUUUAUUAGUGAUCUACAUCGUGAUAUUCAACGACUACAUUCAGAACAGUUUGAUGAUCAUCAAUCAGGUACAACAUUUACAGUUUAUCGUGGUCAAGGACUUUUGAAAGAAGAUUUUACCGAAAUGACAAAAACUAAAGGUGGACUUCUUUCAUUUAAUAACUUUUUAUCAACUAGUAAGAAUUUUGAUGUAUCUCUUUCUUUUGCCCGACGAGCUGCUAUAAAUCUUGAUCUUGUUGGAAUUCUAUUUGUUAUGUCAAUUAAUCCUACUCAUGCAACAACUCCAUUUGCUUCUGUUAGUAAUGUUAGUUAUUUUCAUACAGAAGAUGAAGUUCUCUUUUCUAUGCAUACCAUUUUCCGCAUUGGAGAUAUUGAACCAAUGGAUGGAAAUAAUCAUCUUUAUCAAGUGAACCUAACAUUGACCAAAGACAACGAUCGAGACCUUCGUACUCUUACUGAUAGUAUCCGAGAAGAGACCUUUCCAGAUGUAGAAGGAUGGCACAGAUUAGGAACAUUGCUAAUUAAAAUGGGUCAGUUUCACAAGGCUCAAGAAGUUUAUGAAAUUUUACUUCAUCAAACAACGGAUGAAGGUGACAAGGUAUUUAUCUAUCAUCAACUAGGUGAGAUCAAAUAUAAUCAAGGAGAAUAUCAAGAAGCACUUACAUAUUGUGAAAAGUCACUUGCUAUCGAUCAGAAAACACUUUCUUCCAAUGAUCUUAAUUUGACUUAUUCCUAUAACAACAUCGGUUUGGUGUAUGACAAAAUGGGUGAUUAUCCAAAAGCACUUUCAUCUCAUGAAAAAGCUCUUGCAAUUCGACAAGAAUCACUUCCUUCCAAUCAUCCUGAUUUGGGUGCUUCCUAUAGCAACAUCGGUCUUGUGUAUAGAAAAAUGGGUGAUUAUGGAAAAGCACUUUCAUGUAAUGAAAAAGCCCUUGCAAUUCAACAACAAUCACUUCCCUCCAAUCAUCCUAGUUUGGGUAAGUCCUAUAACAACAUCGGUAUUUUGUAUUACAGCAUGGGUGACUAUUCAAAAGCUCAUUCAUUUUUUGAACGUGCUGUACAAAAUGGACAACAAUCAUUACCAACAAAUCAUCCUCAUCUUCAAAAAUGGAGAAAAAGUCUCGAACGCAUAAAAAAGAAACUAUAA